CUUCUCUAACCACACCUUCUUUCUCCAUUGUUGACUCGCUCACUAUAUAUUUCUCACCCAUAUCAUAAUUUUCUAUCUCAAGCACAGAACAGAGCCAAGAACACGUUUUCUACAUCCUCUUUCUCCUCUAACACACAGAAAAGAGAAGAGGGAGAAAAAUACAUCUCAUUUAAACAUAAUUUUCCGUUCAUUUUCUCUCUCUUCUUUCUCUCUCUUUCUAACCUCAUCGUCAUCAUUGACAGAUAACAACUUCCUGUUUUUAAGUUAUUUAUUUAUUGAUGGGGACGGAGGUAUUACGACCGCAGGAUUGUUUGAUCGAACGGAUCGGAGUAGCUCCGGCGGUGUUUCAUCGCCGGCGGAGCUUCUAUGGAAACGGGAACCCGAACCCCAGCUUCAGAAAACCGGUUUUCCGGCAAGGUCAGAAGAAGCGAUUCAACUAUCCAUCAGAGCCGUCGAUCUCGAAGAGAUCGUCGGAGGAUUUCAAGCAAAAUUAUAACCACCACCACCACCAUGUGAUGGGACACGUGGCUGUAUUAAGAAGAGGUGAGUCGCUUGAUCUGAAGAUGAACGGUGAGGAUUUGAUAGUAUAUGGUACCGAGAGGUCGGGUCCGGAUCCGGAAAUGGUCCGGAGAGAGAUCCGGGUCGGGGACCUGAGAUCGGCUCUGGCCGCGGGCGGCCGGUCCGACAUGUACGCCGGAUCGGCGUUCGCGAUGUCGCCGUCGCCGAGCUCGCUUCCUUUGCCCUCGUUCUUCAACAAGAAGCAAGUCUCGGAGAUCGCCGAUGACUCGGCAAGUAGAGAUCUGAGACGUUUGCUUGGUCUCGCUUGAACAUGGUUCUUAAAAAAUUGUCUCUAAUCUCACUUUGCUCGUUCUCUAGAUCUGAUCUUUCCGUGAUUUUUUGAAUGGAGAGAAUAGAUCUGAAAAUGGAGAAGAAUAUUGUGGAAGAGAUGGUAUUUGUGAACUGGUUUUAAAUAUGACGGGGUAAAUUAUGAAUUAUGGAAUAGUAUGGGGUUAAUUUGACAAUUAGGUGUUUGUACUAAUAAAUGAGGAAUUGCAAGGGGUUGUUAAUUUAUGGUUUGUAAUACCUCUGGUGAGAAGUGCAAAUAGUUUGGGAUGGGAUUGAGGAUAUGUGAAUGUUCUUGUGCUCUAUUGUUGUAGAUGUUGAGGAGUGUUUGUAAGUUAUGUGUAUCUGUAUGAUUAUCAGUAAAAAUUAAGUUAAGGAAAAAGCUGGGCUGAUUUGGUUUUA
Messenger RNA from Cornus florida, 1245 nucleotides. RefSeq lists its product as uncharacterized. The record is from RefSeq and is a predicted model, not a curated record. NCBI's taxonomy places the organism in Eukaryota, Viridiplantae, Streptophyta, Magnoliopsida, Cornales, Cornaceae. Bases 279 to 827 code for a protein of 182 amino acids. The transcript has a single exon.